Molecule: messenger RNA, 1293 nt
Organism: Mesorhabditis spiculigera
Lineage: Eukaryota; Metazoa; Nematoda; Chromadorea; Rhabditida; Rhabditidae
Source: the annotation of a GenBank genome assembly
AUGAACGCAGAAGAAAUAUCUGCAGCCGAUUUAGGACAAAUUUUGGAGGCGGAAAGAGAAUUGGUCCUCAAAACCCAAGACAACUAUCGCCAACUAAAACAAAAAUUUGUGGAAUUACAAGAGCGCCUUCACGAGGUUACCCAACAAAAUGAAGUGUUGGCAGCAGAGCGGCAGGAUCGAGAAGUGAAAAACGAGCUGUUUCGGGCAACUACUUUAUCCGAAGUUCGCGAAUCCUUCAAGCUGGAACUUGUCGAGUAUGAGCGACGACUUGAAGAAGUCGACCACCAACGCCAAAUGUUGCAAGCGAAAAACCUAAAGCUAGAGGAUAUGCUUCGAGAACAAAGGGUGGAAUCUAGAAAAGCAACAGAAGAGUGGCACGACAAAGAACGUCGAUUACAUGCCUAUUUCGAGGAGGAAACCGCUAAAUCCAUUGCAAAACUCCAAACAGAAAGAGCAGCAAAAACCUCCGAAGCCAGUGAGCACGCGGAACAAUACCGCGAGGAGAUCCGGGGCUUAGAAAGGAGGUGUCGAGAGCUGAGCGAUCGGCUUCUCUCGACGAACAGCAAGUAUGAAGAAGAGUUAAAGCGUGAGCGUCGUCUACGUGAAAGGGAGCAGCUAGCGCGCGAGGAAGAUGCGUCAGAGAUUCACAGGUUACAAGCAGCACAGUCAGAGGCAGAUCGCCUGCUUCAUCGUAAAGCUGAGGAGCUCCAGGUUCUCCAAAAAAAGCUCAACGAAGUCCUGUUAGAAGGCCUACAAAGAGAAGCAUCAUGGAAGCAAGAUGAAACGCGAUUGCUAAACGACUUUGAGCACUCAAAAAAGAAUAUGCGCCAAAUCUACGACAAGCUGGAAGCUGAGUAUACAAUAAAGGAAUCCCAAGCAUUAGAGCAAGCAAAACCCUCGCCACGCAUAGAGACGGCCACCGACAUCGAAGAGACGGCGCACCUGAAAAAAGAAGCUACAAAAAGACACGAAAACCUAGAGCAGAAGCUAGAAUUGGAAAGAAAGCGACACAAAGAAGAGCUAGCAUCGUUGGUUGCAAGACUGGAAGCGGAAACAAAGAGUAAACAACAACUGGAUGAGACGAUCGUGACAUUGAAGAAAAAACUAAUCAUCAACCCGGAAGCCGAGAAACAACUAAACUAUGCAGCUGCUCAACUACUUGCAAAAGAGGACGAACUAAAAAAGACGCGAGCUCACUACAAAGAACUGCUGAAGCGGAUGAAAGCCUCUCUACUCAACAUUGAAAGAAAAUAUAAGAAGACCCAAGCGAAUUUCGAAAAGAGUAUCGUUUUC